Aspergillus campestris IBT 28561 is the source of this 984-nucleotide messenger RNA. RefSeq lists its product as uncharacterized. Gene Ontology annotation, biological process: arachidonate metabolic process. The record is from RefSeq and is a predicted model, not a curated record. The coding region runs from base 1 to 984 and encodes 327 amino acids. Gene Ontology annotation, cellular component: membrane. NCBI's taxonomy places the organism in Eukaryota, Fungi, Ascomycota, Eurotiomycetes, Eurotiales, Aspergillaceae. The transcript has 3 exons.
AUGGCCGAUCGAACACUCAGCCUUCUCAGCCUGGACGGCGGCGGCAUCCGCGGUCUCUCCUCGCUGCAUAUUCUCAAGCACUUGAUGGAAUGUAUCAACCCGGAGGAUCCGCCCAAACCAUGCGACUAUUUUGACAUGAUCGGGGGAACUGGAUCGGGAGGGUUGAUAGCGAUCAUGCUUGGUCGACUGAAGAUGGACAUUUACCAGUGCAUCCACGCCUACAAAAGACUGAUGCAGCAUGUCUUUACGCGGAAGCGCCUCUCUCUGGGGACAGGACUCGGAUCGAAGGCGAAAUACGACAGCCGACGACUGGAGUCAGCACUCAAGACUAUCCUGAAAGAACUGGGGUACGAGAAGGAUGCACUGCUGCGAGACGCCGAUAUUACAUGCAGGGUAUUCGUCUGCGUCACCGACGACAGUUCCGAGAAACUGCUGUCGCUGACCAGCUACCCAAGCAAGUACAGCUCGAAUGAGCUCUUCAAGAGCGCGCGGGUGUGGGAAGCCACCCAAGCGACCUUUGCGCACACGGCGCUCUUCGAGCCCGUGACCAUCGGUCCUAGCAGUCGCAAGUUCCACGACAGCACCAAAGAGGCCGGGAACCCGAUCCGCGAGGUCUGGAUCGAAGCCAAGGGCGUUUGGCCGUCGGGGACCCUGGAACGGCAGCUGCGGUGCAUGGUUUCCAUCGGGGCGGGGACGCCGUCGAUCAAGCGGUCGACGGGACGUGGCUCGUUCGGGAUGAAGAAGAAGGUGUCCGGUGAUGCGGCAAACACUGAGGCUGAGAUGAACAAGUUUAUCCAGGAACAUAGCGAGCUGGAUGAUGACGGCCGGCUGUUCCGGUUUGAUGUCCCCAAUGGAUUGGCGGAUAUCAAGCAGGAUGGGGUCGGGGAGAUUAGCACGAUUGUUGACGAGACGCAGAAUUACCUGACCAAGGAGCUUGUCUAUAAGCAGCUGAGGAAGUGUGGGAAGGCUCUUCGGGGGAUUUGA